Anastrepha obliqua is the source of this 2567-nucleotide messenger RNA. RefSeq names its product protein peste. The record is from RefSeq and is a predicted model, not a curated record. Gene Ontology annotation, molecular function: scavenger receptor activity. Lineage: Eukaryota; Metazoa; Arthropoda; Insecta; Diptera; Tephritidae. The transcript has 7 exons. Gene Ontology annotation, cellular component: cytoplasm; membrane. Bases 812 to 2464 code for a protein of 550 amino acids.
UUUUCAUAGAAUUUUCACUAAAAAACCUUCUUAAGUUACGGCAAUUGAAAUUUCACAUGACAUCAACUCAAUUUCGUGCUUUGCCGGUAGAAAGUGCUAAGUCGAUUUAACUUGUUUUAUCAAAAAACCAAGCAUAUACUCGUAUAUACUUAUGUUCGCAUAAUAUAUAGCUAUGUAUCUGCAAAAGUCAAACUGGUGCGUCAACAGCCAACAGGCAGCAAUCAACAGUCUGUUGUCUACCAACCACCACCAACUCACCAACCAACAAUUUUCGAGUAUCCGCUUUCGACUCUUCAUGUUCGCUCUUGCAUGCUCAACAUAAACGUUCGCUUGCCGAUCUCUACUCAUGACGAUCGAAUGUUGAAUGUUGUUGCGCAGCAGUGUUAAAUAUAAAGCACAAAUUGUUAUUAACCAAAUAGUCGUAAUUUCACAGUCGCGAGUGUAAGACCGUUGUAACGUCGUUGUACAGCAAAAAAAAAGAACAAAAAUAAAUCCAACAAAAAGAGAAACCCAACGCAAACAGUCGAGACCACGGCUAACAGAUCUCGACCUAGAGGGCUGAUCGAAGUAGUGCGAAACAAAAAAAUGUUUUCGUUUGUUUUUCUAGUUAAAACCCGUGCCGUAAUCCGCGCAAACAAACACGAACUCAGACAUUGUGCAAAUACAACACAAGUAUAAGUGAAUUGCAGUUGCCACGCAGCAACUCUCCGCGUGGUAACAUUUUACCAUUUUCGUCGCUUGCAAAAAUAGAUCUAGAAGAUCUAAGUUUAAACAUCAGAUAUCAUUUCCAACAACAACAACGGCCUCAAAGAUGACUUCUUCAUAUUGCCACUACAUAUGGCGGCUCAGUGUGGUAGCGCUGGGCGCACUCUUCUUUGCCGGUGGCGUUUACAUGUUCGCACAUUGGAUUGAUAUAUUCACGCGCAUGCGUGCGGAGAAAAUGUCACUCAGCCCCGAAUCACCGUCGUAUGCGGGUUGGAAGAUUAGUCCGCUGCCACUUAACUUUGAUGUUUACCUCUUCAAUUGGACUAAUCCGGAGGAUUUUUACGUUGGUUCUGGCAAGAAGCCACGUUUCGAGGAAUUAGGACCUUAUCGUUUUCGUGAAAGUCCUGACAAAGUAGAUAUCGAAUGGCAUAAGAGUAAUAACUCGGUUUCAUAUCGCAAAUAUGCUGCAUUCCACUUCGAUGAAGCGAACAGUAAAGGCAAACUAACUGAUCGGAUAACUUCAGUUAAUACAGUAGCGCAUGGCGCCGCCUUACAAAACAUAAAUGGCUCAUAUUUUCAGAAGGGAAUAUUGAAAAAUGUUUUAAAAAUGUACAAAGAAUAUGUAUCAGUUACCAAAACAGCUGAAGAAUGGAUGUUUGUGGGUUAUCGUGAUCCUCUAGUGACAAUGGGCAGUUUCGUAUCGAAAUUUGCCAAGGAGAUUGUGGUGCCUUUCGAUCGCAUUGGUUGGCUGUAUACGCGCAACGACAGCUCUGUAUACGAUGGUCACUUUAAUAUCCAUACCGGCGCUGAUGAUCUGCGAAAAAUGGGUCAGAUUAACGAAUGGAAUUAUAAAACACACACUGGCGUCUAUGAGGGUGAAUGUGGUCGCGUUAGAGGCUCAAUGGGUGAAUUUUUCCCACCAAAUCUUACGCCUAAAGACACGAUAGAAAUAUUUUUACAAAAUUUGUGUCGCGCAAUGCCAUUGGAUUACAUUGAGACAGUAAAAAUACAUGGAAUCACAGCUUAUAAAUAUGCCGCCACCGAACGGGCGCUUGACAAUGGCACUCGCUAUCCGGAAAUGAAAUGUUUUUGCGUGAAUGGUGCGUGUGCGAAACCGGGCGCUAUAAACUUAGCACCAUGUCAAUAUAAUUCGCCAACAUACACAUCAUAUCCACACUUUUACAAGGCGGAUCCCAGCUACUUGGAAGCGGUCGAGGGACUCUCGCCCGAUCCAGCGAAGCAUGAGUUCUUCAUGACACUGGAGCCAAACAGUGGCCUACCCCUGGAUGUUGGCGGUGGCUUCCAAGCCAACUAUCUUAUGACACCUGUACCUGGAAUAGCGCCUUUCGACAACAUUCCACGCACGUUUAUACCGCUCAUGUGGGCCGAGGAACGCGUGCGCGUCACAACAGAAAUCGCCAGUGAUGUCGCCUUGGUGCCGCUAAUCGUAACACUGGGACAAGUUGCCACCGGUAUUAUGUUCGCAAUUGGCGUUCUGCUAAUCUGUUGGUAUCCAACAAAGUAUAUAUCAAAUGCUUGUCGCGAUCCGAAAAGUAAAAAUGCGCUACUCAAUCCCAUUGUCAACACCCGUUCGAUAAUGUUGACGCCAUUGCGAAGUCCACCCAAACAGGGUAUAUCGUUGCUGGGCAACAGUCAACGGUGCGAAGUAGUAGAAGUCGAUGGUGCGGCUAGCGAAAGUUUGCUAAGUCCCCCACCCACUGAUGUGACAACUAGUUCGUAUGUUCAUACUCGUGGUUGAAUGUUGAAUGAUAUGCUCUUCAUGAGAGCGCCUCUGCCAUUGUUUAGUGUAAACGAGAAAACCAAACAAACAGACAUAAACAAAAAUUUAAGGAAAACUGAAA